AUGAAAUUAAUCAAUGCCCUUGUCGGCCUCAUCGCCGCCGAAGGGGUAACUGCCCUCAAUCUCCAAUCCAACCUGCAAUCAGCCGUUCAAUCCAUACUCAAAGACAGCGAAACACAAUCGCGCAAACCAAAUAUCCUCUUCGUGAUUACCGAUGAUCAAGACCUCCAACUCGAUUCCAUAUCCUACACUCCUCUGAUCUCAAAACAUAUCCGUGACCAGGGUACCUUUUUCCGCAACCAUUUCGUUACAACAGCCCUAUGCUGUCCGUCGCGUGUGAGUCUAUGGACCGGUCGCCAGGCACACAACACAAAUGUAACCGAUGUCCAUCCACCCUACGGCGGAUAUCCCAAAUUUGUCGAGCGCGGCUUUAAUAAUGAUUUCCUCCCGCUUUGGCUGCAAGGGGCAGGAUAUGACACAUAUUACACCGGCAAAAUGUUCAACGCACAUACCGUGGACAACUACCACAGCCCACACAUCAAUGGAUUUAAUGGAUCGGAUUUCCUUCUCGAUCCUUAUACCUAUUCUUACCUCAAUUCGACUUACCAGCGAAAUCAUGAACCACCUGUCAGCUAUGAGGGUGAACAUACCAUCGACGUGAUCACGGGAAAAGCACUGGGUUUCCUCAAUGAUGCAUUGGCCGGGGAGAGGCCUUUUUUCCUGGCCGUGUCGCCCGUCGCGCCGCACUCCAAUGUCGAUCCGGGCAAUAUUGCUUCAGGCAAGAUCUACAUGUCCGCGCCCAUCCCCCUCGAACGACAUGAGCAUUUAUUCCAGGGUGUCACGGUGCCUCGCACGGCAAAUUUCAAUCCGGAUCAGCCAAGUGGAGUCAGCUGGGUUCACGAUCUCCCCCUGCAGAACCAAUCGGUGGUCGACUACAACGAUCACUUUUAUCGUUCGCGUCUCCGCGCCUUGCAGGGUGUGGAUGAAUUAGUUGAUGGGCUUGUUACUCGCCUGGAAGAGAGUGGCCAGAUGGAUAACACUUAUAUUAUCUAUACCUCGGAUAAUGGGUUUCAUAUUGGCCAACACAGACUGCCGCCCGGGAAGACUUGCGGGUUUGAGGAGGAUAUUCGUGUUCCCUUGUUCAUUCGUGGACCUGGCGUUGCCAAGGGAUAUGUGCAGGAUGCUGUCACUACUCAUGUGGACUUGGCGCCAACCCUGUUCCAUCUUGCGGGUAUUCCGGCCAGGGAUGACUUCGAUGGUACAGCGAUUCCUGUGACGCCCGAGUUUGGUGGUGAGAGACAUGAACAUGUUACAGUAGAAUACUGGGGCUCUGCUGUUGUGGAAGGUGCUUAUAGUGGCAUUGGCCCCGGAGGCUCGACCCUGAUCCCGAACAACACCUACAAAUCCGUGCGCUUACUCGGACAAGGCUACAAUUUGUACUACUCGGUCUGGUGCAACAACGAACAUGAACUGUACGAUCUAUCGACCGAUCCGCACCAGCUGAAUAAUCUAUACCCGACCACAUCCCAUGGGAAUAUCAAUGAGCCACGAAUUCUUGGUCGCAGCUUCACCCAGGCUAUCAAUCGACUCGAUGCUCUUUUGAUGGUCCUUAAGUCUUGCCAGGGUAUGAGUUGCGUCCAUCCCUGGGAUGUCCUUCAACCGGUAGAUCCAGUGAGUACUCUCAAAGAUGCUCUGCAUAAAAAGUAUGAUGGUUUCUAUGGCGCACAGCCUCAGGUCUCGUUUGACUGGUGUGAUGCGGGAUACAUCAUUGAGGCUGAGGGUCCCCAAGUACCGUUGACUAGUCGAUACGGCGUGUCUUGGGAUGUGUGGGUGUAA
Molecule: messenger RNA, 1773 nt
Organism: Penicillium expansum
Lineage: Eukaryota; Fungi; Ascomycota; Eurotiomycetes; Eurotiales; Aspergillaceae
Product: sulfatase family protein
Exons: 4
Coding region: 1-1773 (590 amino acids)
Biological process (GO): phenol-containing compound metabolic process
Molecular function (GO): arylsulfatase activity; glycosaminoglycan binding; N-acetylglucosamine-6-sulfatase activity
Source: RefSeq, a predicted model, not a curated record